Messenger RNA from Pyrenophora tritici-repentis Pt-1C-BFP, 1214 nucleotides. Its product is annotated as alpha-beta-Hydrolase. The record is from RefSeq and is a predicted model, not a curated record. Lineage: Eukaryota; Fungi; Ascomycota; Dothideomycetes; Pleosporales; Pleosporaceae.
GAGAACAAUGCCCAGGAACCGCGCUGCUGGAAACAUAUGCAGCUGAAAGGCGUAGCCUCAAAUCCCUGGAACUUCCAGUCCCUUGAAAAUGCUGUUCGCACGCGUUGGUUCUUUGAUUUUGAACGCACUCUUCUUCACUCUCAUCACCGCUAAAGCAAUGGCUUCCCACAAGCCCACCAUCGUUAUCGUCUCUGGCGCUUGGCACGUCCCAGAGUCUUACUCUAAACUCACCAAGGCUUUGAAGAAGGCCGGAUAUGAGGUCCACGUACCUCGGCUACCUUCUAUGAACGAAGCUCGACCACCAACUGCCAAUCUUGAGUCGGACACGGAAUUCAUGCGGGACUUCAUCAAGGGGCUUAUCGACAAGGGUCAAACCAUCGCUGCGUUGAUGCAUUCCUAUGGCGGACAAGUUGGCACGAACGCGUUGUACGAUCUGGGACUAAACAACAGAUCUGCUGGCGUCUCACAGCUCAUUUACAUGACCGCCUUUGCCCAGGAAGCAGGAUGGUCUAUGAUUGAUAAGGUGGAGGAAUUCGGCCAAGGAGAUCUCAUUCCACUCGCCUUCGACUUCGCCGACGACAAAACGGUGGUCAGUCGUGACCCUAAGACCUUGUUGGUUGGGAACACCACGCUCCCUGAAUCUGAUGUGGAUGCAUACCUCAACACUCUGGUUCGUUGGAAUGGCCAGUGCAUGUACGAUCGCAUCACGAAGACCGCCUGGAAAGACAUACCUGUGAGCUAUAUUCAUACAACUCAAGACAUGACCGUACCGUUCGAUUAUCAGAAGUCGAUGGUGGAGAUCAUGAGGAAAGCUGGUCGGGAAGUGCGCACUUUCGAGGUCGAAAGUGGUCACUGUCCCAACUUCACAGCCACUUCUGACAUUGUCAAGGCGGUGGAAGAAAUUCUUGGUGGUUCAAAGUAGUAUAGACUUCGCCUUGUGUCUAGAUCAAAUAUAGACCCCGGGAGCUCUCACAGCCUCCGAUAGUCGAUGCAAUGAUCUACAAGAAAAUCAAGUUUGAUAGAAUGCAUUGUUUACAGUCCUGAUUGUGAGAAGCUUAUGUGAGCCUUGCGUGCCCCUUAGAUCCAGUGGAAGUCAGCACCCAAAACUACUGCAUCCGAAAUUCUCCAAAUAAUUACGUCGCCGCAGCAAAUUCCGAUCGAGGAAAACUAUCGCAGUAGACAAGACGUCAACAACUGCAUAUAAGAACUGCGUU